This is a messenger RNA of Tinamus guttatus (white-throated tinamou), 1465 nucleotides long. NCBI's taxonomy places the organism in Eukaryota, Metazoa, Chordata, Aves, Tinamiformes, Tinamidae. The record is from RefSeq and is a predicted model, not a curated record.
UCUUCCUGAGGCCUGCUGAGUAGGGUCGGCUUAUAAAUGGAAAAUGGGAGAGCUCACACCUUAACAGUCUUGUUCAUCCUCACCUGUGCUUUGGGAUACGUAACCUUGUUUGAAGAAACACCCCAAGAUACAGCCUACAAUACAAAGAGAGGUAUCGUUGCCAGUAUUUUGGUUUUCUUAUGUUUUGGAGUUACACAAGCUAAAGAUGGACCAUUUUCAAGACCUCAUCCAGCUUACUGGAGGUUUUGGCUUUGCGUCAGCGUUGUAUAUGAACUCUUCCUCAUCUUUAUACUCUUUCAGACUGUACAAGAUGGCAGACAGUUUAUGAAGUACAUUGAUCCGAAUUUAGGUGUUCCCUUGCCAGAAAGAGACUACGGUGGCAACUGCCUUAUCUAUGAUCCCGGCAAUGAAACUGAUCCGCUUCACAAUAUCUGGGACAAACUGGAUGGUUUUGUUCCUGCUCACUUUUUUGGCUGGUACCUAAAAACAUUAAUGAUUCGAGACUGGUGGAUGUGCAUGAUCAUCAGUGUCAUGUUUGAAUUUCUGGAAUACAGUCUGGAACACCAGCUUCCAAACUUCAGCGAAUGUUGGUGGGAUCACUGGAUAAUGGAUGUGAUCUUAUGUAACGGAUUAGGAAUUUACUGUGGGAUGAAGACUCUGUCUUGGCUUUCAUUGAAAACAUACAAAUGGCAAGGACUUUGGAACAUUCCUACCUAUAAAGGUAAAAUGAAGAGAAUUGUCUUCCAGUUCACCCCAUAUAGCUGGGUCAAGUUUGAGUGGAAGCCAGCAUCCAGUUUACGCAGAUGGCUAGCAGUUUGUGGCAUCAUCUUUGUAUUUUUAUUGGCAGAGCUGAACACGUUUUACUUGAAGUUUGUCCUUUGGAUGCCGCCAGAACACUACUUGGUCCUGUUGCGCCUUGUCUUUUUUGUCAAUGUGGGAGGUGUGGCUAUGAGGGAGAUCUACGACUUCAUGGAUGACCCGAAGUUCCAUAAGAAGCUGGGUCAGCAGGCAUGGCUGGUUGCUGCCAUUACUGCCACGGAGUUUCUGAUUGUUGUCAAGUACGAUCCCUAUACCCUCACGCUCUCUCUUCCUUUCUACAUUACCCAGUGCUGGAUCUUGGGCAUCAUCCUUGUGCUCACCUGGACAGCCUGGCGUUUCUUCAUACGUGACAUCACCUUGCGGUAUAAGGAGAUAAGACGACAGAAGCAAGAACACAAAAAUGAGAGAGACAAAUGCUUGAGUAAUGGUGAUGGACUUUCCUCCAUAGUGGAUGAACAAAAUGGGAGCAAACUAAGGGAAAGGAAACUUUGAGCAAUGGACAAAGGGUUAAGAGGAACUCAUAGUGCUCCAGUUAGCCUGGUGGACAGUUGCAACCUUAUUCUACCUAAUUUGUAAUUUUCAUUGUUAGUUUUUCGACAUAUGAAAAUCCUCUUGGGGAAAAGAUGUCACUUUGACAUAUGUACCC